AUGGCGAUCAAGCACAACCAGCAGAUUCCCAACAACCAUUUCCGCAAGGAUUGGCAGAGGCGCGUCAGGUGCCACUUCGACCAGGCUGGCAAGAAGGCUUCCCGCCGUGUCGCUCGCCAGGCCAAGGCUGCUGCUCUUGCCCCUCGCCCGGUUGACAAGCUCCGCCCCAUUGUCCGGUGCCCCACUGUCAAGUAUAACCGCCGCACCCGCCUCGGCCGUGGUUUCUCCCUCGCUGAGCUCAAGGCUGCUGGUAUCCCCAAGCUCCUUGCUCCCACCAUCGGUAUCUCGGUUGACCCCCGCCGCGCCAACCUCUCCGAGGAGUCCCUUGCCGCCAAUGUCGAGCGCCUGAAGGCCUACAAGGCCCGCCUCGUCGUCUUCCCCCGCAAGUCCAACAAGCCCAAGAAGGCCGAUACCCCCAAGGACCAGCAGGCCGGCGAGACCAUCAAGAGCGUCGCCGCUGCUUUCGGCGUCGAGUCCCCCAUCGUCUCCGGCUUCAAGGAGAUCAACAAGUCCGAGCUCCCCUCCAACGUCGAGGGUGGUGCUUUCCGCGCCCUCCGCAAGGCUCGCUCCGACGCCAAGCUCGUUGGUGUCCGCGAGAAGCGCGCCAAGGACAAGGCUGCUGCCGAGGCCGAGAAGAGCAAGUAA
Messenger RNA from Sordaria macrospora k-hell, 645 nucleotides. Its product is annotated as 60S ribosomal protein eL13. Gene Ontology annotation, cellular component: ribosome; cytosolic large ribosomal subunit. NCBI's taxonomy places the organism in Eukaryota, Fungi, Ascomycota, Sordariomycetes, Sordariales, Sordariaceae. The record is from RefSeq and is a predicted model, not a curated record. Gene Ontology annotation, molecular function: RNA binding; structural constituent of ribosome. Gene Ontology annotation, biological process: translation.